Spirodela intermedia is the source of this 345-nucleotide messenger RNA. The record is from the annotation of a GenBank genome assembly. NCBI's taxonomy places the organism in Eukaryota, Viridiplantae, Streptophyta, Magnoliopsida, Alismatales, Araceae.
AUGGACAAUGAAAUGAAGGCUCUUCAGAAAAAUGAAACUUGGGGUUUGGUAACAUUACUACCAAAUAAGAAAACAGUGGGUUGUAGGUGGGUGUAUAUCAUGAAAUACAAUGCUAAUGGUUCAAUUGAGCAAUAUAAAGCCAGACUAGUGGCCAAAGGCUACAUACAAGUCUAUGCAAUUGAUUACCAAAAAACUUUUUCCCCAAUGGCAAAAAUGAAUACUGUCCGAUUCUUAUUGUCUCUAGCUGCGAUUUUCAGUUGGGAUAUCCAACAGUAUGAUGUAAAAAACGCAUUUUUGCAUGGUGAUCUUAUGGAAGAGAUUUAUAUGAUACUACCACCAGGCUAA